Molecule: messenger RNA, 1418 nt
Organism: Camelina sativa (false flax)
Lineage: Eukaryota; Viridiplantae; Streptophyta; Magnoliopsida; Brassicales; Brassicaceae
Source: RefSeq, a predicted model, not a curated record
CACUAAACCCAAAAAUGGAUAAUCAAGAAAUGGAAUUGGAAGUCUUGGCGCGAUUACCAUUGAAGAGCAUCGCAAGAUUCAGAUCAACGAGCAAAACAUGGAAACGUCUGAUCGAUUCAAACUUCUUCAGAAAUUUCUUCAUCUCUCGCAACUCUUCUUCUUCAAUCUCGUGGUCAAUCAUUCAGAUGCAACCUCACAAGCUGACACUUGAAAUCAUAGGUCACCAUGGAUGCAAAACAUGGGGACUUACUCGUUCUCCAGGAUCUUUGGUGAGUUUCUUUGUCGAGAGAGCAAUCAAGAAGCUACUAGUCUUGGCUUGCACCGAUGGAUUGGUCUUGCUUUACGCACAAGCUACCGAUGGAACUCCUAUGUAUUAUGUUGGAAACACUCUGUUUCAAGAAUGGUUUCGAAUCCCUCUCCCUCCUUUCCUCUCCUUGCAAGAUCUUGAGAUAUUACGGACCUACGAUCGUUUCAGCGACAGUGGAUUGGUUACGAAGAUGCAGAGUGGUAUCGUUUUGAGUUACAAGGUUGUGUGGUUUAUCACUCGUUAUGAUGCUCAAGUCGAUUUUGCGAUUUACUCAUCUGAUACAGGGACGUGGGAAACACGAAACGUGACUUGUAUUGAUUCUAUAGUCUGGUAUGGUAUGCACAACUCAAUUGCUUUGAAUGGGAUUCUUCACUGGAUUCACGACAAGAUCAGUUCUUUUAUAGCCUACGAUUUCUAUGGUGGUCAUGAUGAUAGAUUGUGUAGUAUCGUAGAUUUCCCAGAUAAUGGAGAACUUCAUAAGUUAUCACGUUUUAGGAAAACCAUCACGACCUCGGAAGGGUCUAUUGUGUAUUUCAACGAGUUCCGUGAGAAUGGAAACCUAACUUUACGUGUUUGGAGGCUGGUCACGUACAUUAGUAGCAUUAAUGCUCCUGAGGGUCAGUGGCAGCUCAUUUGGGAUGUCAGCUUGGCGUCUUUGAUCGAGUUAAGUAUCGAUUAUUUUCCGGUGGUGAUGCAUCCUUUGAACUCUGAGAUCAUCUACUUGUGGAGCAGGGGCAAGAAUAUGCUGAUCUUGUUUAACUUGAGGACACAUGCGUUUAGGCUUCACGAGGAAACUGCAGACGAUAGCAGCAAGUGUAUGGAUGGUUGCAUCUUGAGUUUUAACGGGUGCAGUGAGUAUAUGCAGAUGCACAAUAUGGUAGCAAUACCACUUUAUGGUCCUAACCAUCUCCUCUUUUCCCAGUUUGUUCUCCCUCGUUGGAUGCAACGUCUCCCUCGUCCCCAGCCUAAUUAGUGUCUUCCUCUUAAUACGCUAGUCGUCUAAUGAUCUUCGUUCGUCAGUAACUCUUUUAAGCGAUCUCUCUCUAAAACUCUUUGCUUGUGAAGGAGGAACUUGUAUUUGUUGCUUUUUUGGGCUUAUUCUGGUAUUAAG